This is a messenger RNA of Anneissia japonica, 4153 nucleotides long. Its product is annotated as transmembrane protein 164-like. Bases 196 to 1047 code for a protein of 283 amino acids. The record is from RefSeq and is a predicted model, not a curated record. NCBI's taxonomy places the organism in Eukaryota, Metazoa, Echinodermata, Crinoidea, Comatulida, Comatulidae. The transcript is spliced from 6 exons.
CGACCCUGAAGGAAAAAAAUACCGAUGACACCAGGAGAUUUUGUUUUAAAGGUCGCUCGCGUUGUUGUGUUCCGUACAAAGCCUGGGCUAGAAAGGCCUGGAUGAACAGUUUGAAGAUACGUUGCAGACGGCAAUUAAAUGAAUUUGGCAUUGAAUUGAAAAUAUUUUUGAAAUGUUAAGGCUUUAAAACCAUAAAUGAUGCUUACGUACGGUUGGAGGAGUAUGUUUGAUUGGGCCUAUUCCGGUGUUGAUCCCAAAUUCGCUGGCAAUGGUGGCCCGGAAUGCGUCAAUUUUCUCAGCACCAAACAGAGAACGGUAGAAACUGUUGUGAUUUGUCUGAUAUCAAUACUUGAGAUGGCGAUUGCAUGGAAGCACUUGAAGGUGCCAGCGCAUAUUCCGGAGGAACGCAAUUAUCGACUCGGGAAAAGGUUACUCCUAGUUUUACUGUGCCUGACCCUUGGAAUAGAGAUUGGAUAUAAAUUAGCUACAAAGACUGUAAUAUAUCUGCUUAAUCCCUGUCAUGUUCUUUCAAUGGUUCAGAUAUAUUUGUUAGCUGUUCCACCAAGCAAAACAGUACUUGUUGUCUUUAGAAUGCAAAUGACAUCACUUAGUUGCCCACUGCUUGCGAUUUUGUUGCCCGUUGUGAAUACCAGAUUGUUACCAUUUGAAACUGAAAUUUAUUGGCUUCAACACAUUCUUAUAUACGUGGUAAUUCCACCAUACUUGUUAAGCUUAAGAGGUGCUUAUACUACUGAACCUUGGGGUAACAUGUGGUGGUGUAUGUUUACUACUGGUGUGCUGUUCCUUUACCAUAUGUUACCACUACAAUUAAUAGGUUUGGUUCUUGAAGUUAAUCUGAAUAAUAUGGUUUGUCCGGCACCAUCUGACCCAUUCUUUGGACCAUGGUACCGUCUAUAUGCCUUGGUUCACCAACACUUGCUACUGCCAAUUCACCUUCUCAUCUAUACAGCUAUUGUCAAGUUCUUAGUUCCUUGCGGCACAGCUGAUCAGACUUGUAACGGAAACAUCGAGAAAAAAGAGUAUUAAAUAUGUAAGAAUUUCAAAGAAUUAGUAAUCAGUAUUUUAUGUUUUAUCAAUACAAAAAUGAAAGAUUUUCAUGCAGACAAUAAUUAUCCUAUCCAAUAACAAUACAGGUUGAAAGUUAGACUCUUAUUUUUACAAUAAUUUUGCAUAUAAAGUUAAGUACCCUAGAGCCAGACCAGGUUGUGUAUGCACUUUGAGGUGCUGAGAAUUUGACUUCAGAAAUUGGUUCAGGGUGGUCCAAGAAUCAUUCUUUGCUUGGUAACACAUUUUCCUGACAAAAGGUCAGGAUCAAAGGUCAAAGAUAUAAGGUCCUUGUAUCACCGCAUCCACAGGUGGUAGAGAGUUGAAUUUGCCAAAUUGUUGUGAACAUGCAUAUUUCUAUUUGCUAUAAUAGAACAUUUUGAUAAAAAAUGACCGAAAAUGCCGUCUCUGACCUUUGACAGGUUUCAAGGUCAUAGUCAUAUCAUCCUUAUAUCUCGGCAUUUCCGGUCAUUUGUUAGCAAACUCUUUUAUUAGACCAAAAGAAAUAUGAAUGUUCUGAACACAUUGGCAGCACAAUUAACUCUACCACCAGUGAUUGUGAAGAUAUAAGAACCCUAUUGCUAUGACUUUGACAAUCAUAACAUAAAAAACAUCUAAUCUUGAGACAUCCUAUGGAUGCACAGUAUGUCAUGUGUAAAAUAAUUUUAUUGAAAUUUAUUAGAAUAUAAUAGGCAUUUACCCAAGUUAAAACAUUUGCCACACUUUGGCUUGUAUUAUUUUAAUUAUAAUGAUGAUAAUAUCUUCACUGAUUGUGACUGUAAGGUGUUGAUUGUUUUUAAGCUUUCAUCAUUGUAAGAACAAAAAGUUAUCUUAUUGAUAAAAUUUUAUAUUAUAUGUUACAUUCUGGUGUUAGACUUUCUAGAAUAUUCAGUUACUUAACUGAACCUUGCAGAUCUCAAGGUUCCCGGUUCAAUUCCCAUCGCUGCCUCUCCUUGUGUUUCAGCUGGAUGGCUGAAAUGCAAGUUACAAUAGCGCACCAUCUUUCGUAUGAGACAUGUAAGCCAUUGGCCUUGUGUGCAUUUAUGGCCCAUGUGCACAUUAAAGAUCGCAGUACACUCUUCGGAAAAGAGUAGGGGAUUGUCUCUUGGUUUACUGCCCAAUCAUUUCCAGAAGGACUCUGCUGGAAAUAAGUCUUUUUCUAGACGUUCGUGGGCUAUCGUUGGUGUUUACACCGAAUAGAUCCAAUCCAAUCAAACUUGUCCUUCUCUUGGUGUAUUGCUAUGCAAUUGAACUUUACGCUAAACCCCGCCCCUUGGAUAUUGUUGCUAAGUUCCCACAAAACAACAAUGUCAAAACAUACGUAAAGAUGUGCGUUUUGUUGGACAACAUGUGUGCUUGUUAGACAUGCACGUAUUCCUGGCCCUUUUCUGAUUGGUCAGUUUGUUAAGUUUGAUUGAGACUCUGGAAAGGUCCAUUUGUAGAUUCUGUGAUAGCACUGAGAAAGUAGCAGACAGUAUUAUUGAGAAUACUGUGGAGUAGCUUUUAAUUUCAAAUGCAAAUUGAGUACCAAGUUAAAGCGAUACUAGUCUUUGUACCAUUAGUCCAUUCUAGUGCCCUUUCCAAUGCAAAUGGCCGUCUACAAACAUUUAGCAUUUAGUAGUCCAUUUCUGACAACAGUUUAUACACGAUGUUUAAAUGUUUUUCUUAAUGCAUUAGGUAUGUUACCAUUUUUAUUAAUAGAUAUUUAUUACGAUUAAAACGAAUAUGAGACCUAUUUAGCCACCAGUGUAUUUAAACAAGAAAAAUCAAUCUACAAUAAAAUAUAUUUUUUGUCAAAUUUGAAGGAAUAGGAAAUUAAAUACCACUUUUUACAAUCUACAGUAUUUUAAUUGUUAACGAUAAUAGUUAUCCACCAACUUCAGAAAUGUUUACUUGUUUCGAUCAAAUUUUGUAUAUAUUUUAUAUAUUUCACCAAAAGAAAUUCCACCGUUUUUCAGGCCUCCCAAGUUGUUUUUUUUUUAAUUCCACAUAUAAAGUUGCUGAAAAGUGUUUCUUGGGGUUUAAAAUACCGAUAUAUACAUGUAUAUAAUGUACUGUACUUAGUAACGCAAGUUCAAAUAACAGUGCAAUUAUGCUUUAAGGAAUUAUUGUAAAGUGAACAUUUAUUAUUCCACUUGCUGUUCUUUGGUUUUCCUAUCUGCCUAAAAUCAUAUUAUAUACACAAGUAUCUCAUUCGAGAUCCAGCAAGCUUUAAAUUAAUGUACAGAAGAGUGUGUAAUUUAUAGAUUUUCUGGCAGUCUAGACAAUGCGAUUUUAGCGGUAUAUCAAAAGUGUGACGUCAGACAUGUUGAAAGGAACUCUACUACUACUACUACUACUGGCGCUUAGAACACCACAGCGCUUUCGUGCUCAAGUGAUUAUGCCGCUGGCAAUGUAUUCGAAAACUCUUGGAUUCGGGUCCCGGUGGAGAAUUAGUUUGUAUUCUUUCUUUCUCAGUUUCCUCAUCUGUUUUGUAUUAUUCUUUGCAUUUAUUUCGCUUGCUGUUUUAGGGUAUUUCCCGUAUGUAAUUGAAUUGGUAUAAAUGACAUAAUUUAAGACAGUUAAGAGUAACACCAAUUGCAAACCCCACCGUUUUUUUAAUUUUUUUUUAAAUUCUUUAUUACAUUUAAAGUUUAAAUUAAGUUAAGCACCUUCUGGAGUAAGAUUUAAUUCUUGAGAACUUUAUUUUCAAAAUUAGUUGGUGCUAACUAAUAUGCUGUUAUACAUGUUUUUAAAAUACAUAUAUUUAUAAUGGCAUGUAUAGAUUUUUAUAUAGAACAAUAUGUAAUUCUAUUGUGUUGCCUUAAGACUUAAGAAAAUUAGAAUUUUACUACUGGUACCGUAAUUUUUAUUAUGUGUAAAACGUCUGUCCAAUGACAACGUCAUUCAAACAAUAGCAAAUCGAAAAUGUUAUUACUUGUUUAGGAUGUUAAUAAUAUUCAUUGAGAAUUUGAUAGUGGUCAUGUUGUAGUUUAUUGUUAACGUCGUAUUCAUCUAUGUUGUGUCUUUUUAGAAAAUAUAGUUGAUUAUAUCGAAAUCUAUUUUGUUGUGUACAUUUGAGUAAUAAAAGACGUACAGAUACAUUAAA